Molecule: messenger RNA, 1269 nt
Organism: Epithele typhae
Lineage: Eukaryota; Fungi; Basidiomycota; Agaricomycetes; Polyporales; Epitheliaceae
Exons: 6
Coding region: 1-1269 (422 amino acids)
Molecular function (GO): protein binding
Source: RefSeq, a predicted model, not a curated record
AUGAACUUCCGCGAUCGGUUCCGAAUCUGGUUGCAGCGCCUAUUGUCUUCUCUUUACGAACAAAACCUUCUCCAUAUAGUCUUUGACAAUGAUGAUGGAAAGUGGACAGCCAGCAAAUCAGUAUCGCCUCUAGAUAUCGAUAUUCGCUAUGGAAUAUCGACGAUGGUCUGGGACGCUGGAACCGGAGGUCCUCCCGUGCUUGAGAAGUGGCAUGAUGUACAUGAUGAUUUUCCCCACGGACCAGAGGAUCAUCAAAGCUCACUGGUAUUCUCCCCCUCUGGCACCCUUCUGAUCUUUCCCCUCGAAAAACAUCUCCACAUCUAUGAUUUACCCCACGCCGAAGAAUUGCCAAUCGGCUACAGCCGACCGCCGCGAGAGACGGCGGUGGUGGAUAUUGAUGACGUCAUCCUCGCCUCGGCUUGGUCUCCCGAUGGCGCAUACAUCCUUACUUUGAUGCGUAGUGGAGACGUUUUCAUGGUUGACCCGGAGAACACGAAACGCAUCCAUUUCAACCGCCCUUCCCCCAUGACUGAAGACAGGUCUGUUCCAUACGCCAGGCUAUCGGUGCACAUUUCCAACGGCCGCCGCUAUGCUCUGGUCGACGUCCUUCGUAACAUGGCUAGUGAAUACGUCGAGGUUUGGGAUCUGAGCUCUGCAACAUACCAGCCGCGGUUUGGUGGGAACGUCCAAGGCCUCCCGAUACGCGACACCAUGAUGAUUUUCCAAGCCGUUCUGCGGCAUGAGGAAGGUUGCGGCUCGCCCACUGUCCUCGCCGUAACCACCACCGGCGCACUCCUGGUCGACUCCGGGCCGGAGGAUGAACUCGCGGGGGCUCCGCUCGAGGCAUACACGCGGGACCUUCUAGCAGGGUUCAAGACGAUAGCCCUAUCCGAGGACGGGGAGCGCGCCUUGUGCGUCGCGGACGCCGAGCCGUCUGCGACCACCUGGUCGUGCUGCGUCGUGGAGACACGGACCGGAGGUUUUCUUUCAGAUAUCGUCGAAGGCGACUUCCCGGUGCGGAUCUUCUUGGAGAACGGCACCCACCGAGACGUGGGCCAAGAGGACGCAAAAUACCGUCGAUCGUGGUUCUGGAACACGCACAACGGGUGCCUCUACCGUCUCCUGCCGACGCUGGACACCAAACACAGAACGAAGGAGACGAAAGCUGUCCAAGAGCGAGCACGUGCUGCUGCUGGGUUUAGGGUGCUCAACACGAUUCUUGCGAAAUCCGGCCAGCCGCGCGAACCUCUUGACCGAGGUAUCUCGUGA